AUGGCGUCAACAAUCACAGAAGCUCAGGCGGAGCUGAUUCGAUCUCUCUCCCCCGACGAUAUUCCCAUCAAGUUGCGAUGCGCGAUCUGUAAAAAGAAGCGCGAAGCGAGCCGACCGAAGGAGGCUAAAGACUCGGAGCCUGCAACGCCCGUUGAACCAACGAAGCAAACCCUCACAGCUAUCGAAACAUCUGUGGCCGAGAUAUCGUCAGAACAGAACUCGGGGGUGGACGCGACAUCUGGCCAAGUCGAUGGCACCGAUAACGUUGAUGAAGGCCCUCUUGCUCAGUCCUCUAUUCAGGACAAUCCUCAUGAUGGUACUCCUGCCCCUGAUGGCCCCGAACAUGAUGAGGCAGGUGAUAAUCAAAACGCGACUACGGGAGACAGUGCAGAGGAGGCAGGCGUUGAGAAUCCUGACGAGGAGGCUCUAACGAAGCAGGAUGUCGUAGGAGACGCAAACGGCGAAGGCGAAGGCGAAGGAGACGAGAACCAACAAGGAGACGACGAUAACGAGGGGAUCCAAGAAAAGCCUGACUCGGAAUCCACGAAUGGAAACUUUCCAAAUGGCAGUUUCUCCGGCUCCAAUGAUUUCAACCAGAUGCAGAUGAUGAUGGCUAUGCAGAAUGGUAUGGCGCCGAGCUCUUUCGGCGGCUUCCCCAUGAUGGGUAUGCCGGGCAUAGGCAUGGACCCGAUGACGAUGCAGAGCAUGUACAUGAACGGUGGCUUUCAAGGCAUGGGCAUGAACGGCAUGGGUGGCUUUGGGGGUGGAUUUGGCCAAGGCUCCAAUAAUAACUGGAACGGUUCUCAAUCGUGGAAUUUCGACCAGAAUAAUUACAAUCAAAAUGGCCCUGGUGUGGCAACAGGUGAUUUUGGAGGCUUUAACUCAGGAUUCCAGACAGGAUACAAUCAAGGUAAUUAUGGUCAAUUCAGUGACUAUCGUCGCAACAAUUUCGGACGUGGUCGAGGCCGCGGCCGUGGUUACUACGGAGGCUACGGCCGUGGAGGUUACCAAUUCGGAGGUAACACCCACUAUCAGGAUCAAGGUCAAUUCUCUCAGUACGGAUCCAGUCAGAAUGGCCAGAACAGUAUCGAUCAGGAUGGCCAGCAAGUGGAUGAAAAUGGCCAGCCUAUUCAAGGGGACGGUACUGAAGGGGGUGAUGAGACGAAGAUUUCAAGUGCUGGACAAGCUGAUGGAUCCGGUGAGGCCACGGGCAAUGAGGCGUCUGGCGAUGCUUCCUCCAUAACACCUAACAUGGGAACUGGUGCUUCCGUUAUUCGUCCAGUUCCAGCUCCAGAUGUUCCGUUUAAUGCACCUACGGGCCCCAAAGCUAUGAGGCAAGGUCUUCCUAACACAAGUCUUCAUCAUCUUCGAGCGCGUGGGUAUCAGGUGGGAAGCGAAGCUCCGCCCGGCAAGCUGACUCCUUCAGCAAAGGACAGCCCAGCCGAGCGAGGCCGGUCCAGGAGUAACUCUUUGGCCCCAAGCCGUGCUGGUACAGAUGUUCACGAGAAAGAUAAGGAUCACGAGUCCCAACGUGAGCAUAGCAAAGACCGAUCUCGCGAUCAUGACAAACGCGAUAGAGCAUCUGAUGACCGCUACCAUGAUCAAAACCAUACGGGAUCAGCGUCUCGAACUGUCAGCAGGAGUCGUAGUCGGAGCAGAGGGCAUAGAAGCUCUCGACGACGUAGACGUUACCGCUCAGAGUCCCUCCAGGAUGAUAUUUACGAUGAUGUUUCCCGGCGCAAGAAGCAUCGAAGCCGACGUCAUUACUUGGACGACGAAGAAUCCUCUCGUUCCAAGGAUAAGGACAAAGACAAGGACGAAAGAUAUACUGAUCGAAACCGCUCCACGUCACCGGCAGAGUCCAAACGAUCCAGCCACCGCAGCCGCCGUGAUAGAGACUCGGAUAAGCGAAAGGAUCGAGAGAGGGACAAAGACGACCAUCGUAGUGAUGAUCGCAAGAAAUCCAGCCAUCGCUCCUCGUAUCGGGACAGGGACUAUGAUCGCGAGCGUCGUCGAGACAAGGACAGAGAUCGUAGCGACAAAGACCGUAAAGACCGUAAAGAUCGACAUCGGGAUAGGGACCGACGCGAUCGCGACCGGGAAAAGGACAGGGACCGUGAAAGUCAUCGAGAGCGCGACUCGAAAUAUGGCAGCAAACACCAAUCGACUGAUGCCGGAGCUGCUUCCAACGAUAAAGACAUGAAGCAUGCCUCGGGCACUCGCAGCAACGACGCAAAGCCCAGCUCACUUAGUCGAACCGAGAGCUCAAGCAAAGAUCCUCACACCCUCGAACGUGAAGCUCGCGAUCGAGAACGUCUGCUGAAAGAAGCGCAACGCAUUGCAGGCAUGACAGGUUGGAAGCGUAAUCGUGGUGAUGAUGGCGUCGACACGGGCUCACGCAAAGGACGCCGAACCGCAUCUUCAACAUCAGCUCGUCGAAGUGAGGUCAUCAACGGCGGUGACGAGGAGGAAAGAAUGCGAAGACUCGAAGCAGAAAGAGAAGGCGAUCGAUGGGGCUAG
This is a messenger RNA of Fusarium coffeatum, 2520 nucleotides long. RefSeq lists its product as uncharacterized. The transcript has 5 exons. The coding region runs from base 1 to 2520 and encodes 839 amino acids. Lineage: Eukaryota; Fungi; Ascomycota; Sordariomycetes; Hypocreales; Nectriaceae. Gene Ontology annotation, cellular component: transcription factor TFIID complex. The record is from RefSeq and is a predicted model, not a curated record.